Messenger RNA from Anas platyrhynchos (mallard), 1693 nucleotides. Its product is annotated as cardiotrophin-2-like. Gene Ontology annotation, biological process: ciliary neurotrophic factor-mediated signaling pathway; immune response; negative regulation of neuron apoptotic process. Gene Ontology annotation, cellular component: extracellular region. The record is from RefSeq and is a predicted model, not a curated record. NCBI's taxonomy places the organism in Eukaryota, Metazoa, Chordata, Aves, Anseriformes, Anatidae. Gene Ontology annotation, molecular function: ciliary neurotrophic factor receptor binding; leukemia inhibitory factor receptor binding; cytokine activity.
GGCACGUUAAAAGGCGAGCUUCCCCCUCGCCGACCAGUAAGGAAGUCGCUCGCGCGCCCUGCGGCACCGCUCCCCCCCCCCCGGCACCCGGACAUGCGGCGCCACGCGCGGCCCCUGGGCGUGCUGGCAGCCGUGGCCAAGGGACUCUUCCUCCUCUGGGCCGUGCCAGCGCGGAGCGCGCAGCCCCCGACCCUGCAGCAGAUCCACGCCCUGGUGCGGCACAUGGCCGAGGACGCGCGGGAGCUCUUCUUCUUCUACGAGCAGGAGCAGCACCUGGCCUUCACCCGGCUGUGCCGCACCAACGCCUCGCUGGAGUGGCUGCGGGGGACGGUGGUGACGGGGACCGGGGGGCUGCGGGCACUGCACGGGGCCAUGGCCCGCAUGGACCGGGCGCUGCAGGGCAUCAGCCAGCACCAGCGCGACCUCCACCCCCCCGGGGCCCCCAUCCUGCGCCGCCUCGACAGCACCCGCCUGAAGGUGCGGGGCCUCCUCAGCAACCUGGAGGGAGUCCUCCACGCCCACGGCAUCGUCCCCACCGUCCCCACCCUGCCCCGGCUGCCGGCGGCCACCGGAGUCUUCCAGCAGAAGUUGGAGGGGUGCCGGAUCCUCUGGAGCUACGCACGCUUCACGGAGCAGCUCAGCACCCAGCUGGAGGAGCGAGGGCUGCGGGCGCGCCGGGAGGAGAGGAGGCAGCAGCGGCGAGGCCGGCGGCGAGGCCGGCGGCCAGCGAGGUCCUAGGGAGCCCCUGCCACCCCCGCUGCUGUCACCCGAGCUGUCCCCAGCGCCCUGAAGCUUGCGGUUGGAUGCGGAGAGCCCGGCGCGCGGCUGGCGCUGGCACAGACGUCCCCCAGGUGCCACCGCGUGUGGAGGGCAACAUCGGCCAGCGGGGUCACUCUGGGUUGGUGACGUCCCCCGUUUGCCAGCCCUGCCUGAUUUUCCAGUGAUUCAAUGGGUCUGGUGACACGGCCUGACUAAGGGGCCGCUCGCACGGCACCCGCACGCCCGGCGCAGGCAGGGUGCAGCCCCAGACCGACCCUGGCCGCUUGUGCCACCGGCUUGUCACCGAUAUGUCACCCCCUGCCUGCCUCUUGAGGGGUUCGCUGAACCCAGAGAGCAUCUGAGGGUGGCUUUCCUUGAGCCUGGCGUCCCUGUGAGCUUGGUGUCCCCAUGAGCCUGGUGUCCCCGUGCACUCUGUGAGCGCAGUGUCCCUGUGCUCAUCCCUGCACGCCUGCUGUCCCCGUGCCUGUCCCCAUGCCUCAUGUCCCUGCAUUGUGUCCCCUCAGCAUCCCCGUGCCCACCCCUGGGCCCUCGGUGUCCCCAGCGUCCCCGAGCCCUGCACUGUGCGGGUGGGCACCGGUCCCCCAGUAACUUAUACGUGACAGUGGUGCAGCUCCCCUAUUUAUUGAAACCAUCGGUUUAAUUUAAUAUAUCCCUGCACCUGGGAGAAAUAUUUAAGGAUACCUUUUUUAAUAUAUAAAUUAUAUAUAUAUCUAUUUUUGUUAUUUUUUUUUUUUGUACUGUGUUAAGCUGUAAAGGUAACGAUGUUUUAUUUAUGAAUCUAAAUAUUAUUUUGUACUGGGAGAAGGGCACCACCGGGCCAUCCUGCCCAGGUGGUGCCCCCUUAUUUUUAUAUCACAGCAGAUGGAAAUAAAGCAUUGACCUCGGCCCGUGGGCUGCUGCCUCUGGCCUGGCA